Messenger RNA from Abrus precatorius (Indian licorice), 1083 nucleotides. RefSeq names its product dof zinc finger protein DOF4.6-like. The record is from RefSeq and is a predicted model, not a curated record. Gene Ontology annotation, molecular function: DNA binding; DNA-binding transcription factor activity. Bases 114 to 980 code for a protein of 288 amino acids. The transcript is spliced from 2 exons. Lineage: Eukaryota; Viridiplantae; Streptophyta; Magnoliopsida; Fabales; Fabaceae. Gene Ontology annotation, biological process: regulation of DNA-templated transcription.
UCCCAACUCUCAAAGCUUUACACACUGCUUUUAACUCUCCUCUAGAAAAAGGUGGUUGUUUUUCUUUCUCCGAGGACUCCUAGCUUUUCCCCUUUUCCAUUCUUCUUAAAUCCAUGGACACGGCUCAGUGGGCACAGGGGAUUGGAGUGGUUAAACCUAUGGAAGGUUCAAAGCCUCCUCCUAUGUUAGAGAGAAGGGCAAGGCCUCAGAAGGAUCAAGCUUUGAACUGCCCAAGGUGCAAUUCAACUAACACCAAAUUCUGCUACUACAAUAACUAUAGCCUCUCUCAACCAAGGUACUUUUGCAAGACUUGUAGAAGGUAUUGGACUGAGGGUGGCUCUUUGAGAAAUGUUCCUGUGGGUGGUGGCUCAAGAAAGAACAAGAGAUCAACUCCAUCAGCAUCGGCACCUGCACCUUCACAAUUUCCAUCAUCAACAAAGAAGCUUCCUGAUCUGACAACGCCAAAUUUCCCUCAAUCUGCUUCUCAGAACCCAAAGAUCCACCAAGGCCAAGAUCUUAACUUAGCAUAUCCACCAGCUGAGGACUACAACAGUGUAUCUAAGUUUAUUGAGGUUCCUUACACCACUGAAUUAGACAAGGGUCUUCAAAACCCCACUUCCUCAACAUGUUCUUCUCAUUUGACCGCUAUGGAGCUUCUCAAAACUGGGAUUGCUUCAUCAAGGAGUCUAAAUUCUUUCAUGCCCAUGUCGUUGUCUGAUUCCAAUACAAUGUAUAAUUCAACUGGGUUUCCUUUGCAAGACUUCAAGCCAGCUGGACUUAACUUCAAUUUAGAGGGGUUUGAAAAUGGUUAUGGGGCUCUUCAGGGAAUUCAAGAGGGUCCUACUGGUGCAAGGAUCUUGUUCCCUGUGGAGGAUUUGAAGCAGCAGGUUCCGAGCACAAAUGAGUUUGAUCAGCAAAAUAGAAGUCAAGGGGAUUCAACUGGGUAUUGGAAUGGCAUGUUAGGUGGAGGAUCAUGGUAGAUAAUAGAUAUUAGAGAGGAAAAAAUGAAAAGGGCAAACAAAGGGGUUGAUGUUUUAGCCUUUUUUUAUUUUCUUUUUCCUUAAUGUGGGGAGUGUGGUUGUG